ACCAGUUAGGCAAUUCUCAGCUCUGUGAAUAUUUCUAACAUGUUGCAUGUGCUGCGAGCGCAAAGCUUUAUUUCCAUGGUGACCCACAAGGCCCACAGUUGCUUUUUCGGUCAGUGACAGCUGCAUGAGCUGGGACCUCUUUCCAGUUUGUCCAGCCUGAAUUCCAGCAGACUGUGCUGGGGGUCUAUAUUUAGAGAAGUGGGAUUAAAUUGCAGGGGCUUCAAGCCGGACUUCCUACGUUGCUCAGCCCUUUCUAGCCAAGACCGCGAGACGAGAAGCAGCACGGCCAUCUCUCCUCUGAAAGCCACGCUCCCGCCAGCAUGGACCCAAAGAGCUUGAAGGAAGACCUACGCUUGUACCAGAGCACCCUCCUCCAGGAUGGCCUGAAGGAGCUCCUGAAUGAGAACAAGUUUGUGGACUGCAUACUCAAGGUGGGGGAUCGCAGUUUGCCCUGCCAUCGUCUGAUCAUGGCGGCGUGCAGCCCCUACUUCCGAGAGCUGUUCUUCUCUGAGGAGGGUAAAGCAGAGGGAAACAACGAAGUGAUUCUGGAAAAUGUGGACCCUGCCAUCAUGGAUAUGAUUGUGACCUACCUGUAUUCAGCAGAGAUCGAACUGACAGAUGAGAAUGUGCAGGAAAUUUUUGCAGUGGCGAACCGCUUCCAGAUCCCUUCGGUAUUUACAGUAUGUGUGAAUUACCUGCAGAGAAGCCUGUCCCUUGGCAACUGCUUGGCUAUUUUCCGACUAGGGUUAGUCCUCAACUGUCCACGCCUGGCAGUAGCCGCUCGGGACUACAUUGCAGACCGUUUUGAGUCUCUGGCCCAAGAGGAGGACUUCCUUCAGCUGGAACCCCAUGAACUCUUUGCCAUCAUCGGUGGAGACUCCUUGAACGUGGAGAAGGAGGAGCUGGUCUUUGAGGCGUUGAUGAAAUGGGUCAGGACUGACAAGGAGAGACGGGUCAAGACCUUGAAUGAUGCCUUCAGUUGUGUUCGAUUCCGCCUUAUGCCUGAAAAGUACUUCAAAGAGAAGGUGGAGAAGGAUGACAUCAUCAAGGCAGACCCAGAGCUCCUGAAGAAGGUCAAGGUUAUAAGAGAUGCUUUUGCAGGAAAGCUCCCUGCAAAGGAGAAGAAGAAAGGGGACUCUGGGCAAGCUGUGGGGGAUGAGGAUGUUGGGAAGGAAGACUUGCUUCCUGGUUAUCUGAAUGAUGUGCGCAGACACGGCAUGUACACCCGAGACCUGAUCCUGAUGAUCAAUGACACAGCAGCAGUGGCCUACGAUGCCAAUGAGAACGAGUGCUUCCUGGCUGCCAUGGCGGAGCAGAUCCCCCGUAAUCACGUCAGCUUGACCUCCAAGAAGAACCAUCUGUACAUUCUUGGGGGUUUGUUUGUGGACGAGGAGAACAAGGAGACCCCACUGCAGUGCUACUUCUAUCAGCUGGACAGUCUCGCUGCUGACUGGAUCGCUCUCCCUCCAAUGCCCUCUCCUAGAUGUCUCUUCGGCAUGGCAGAAUGUGGGAACCUUCUCUUUGCAGUGGCAGGAAAAGACCUGCAAACUGACGAGUCUCUUGACUCAGUGAUGUGCUAUGAUACAGAGAAAAUGAAGUGGACUGAGGCCAAAAAGCUGCCUCUCCGGAUCCAUGGUCAUGCUGUGGUUUCCCACAAUGAGUUGUUAUACUGCAUUGGCGGAAAGACAGAUGACAACAAAGUCAUCAACAAGAUGUUCGCAUACAAUCACAAGCAGUCGGAAUGGAGAGAGUUGGCCGCCAUGAAAACAGCAAGGGCGAUGUUCGGCACUGUCGUUCACAAUGGAAAAAUUGUGGUGACUGGUGGAGUCAACGAAGAUGGCCUCACAGCUGCUUCUGAAGUCUAUGACUUUAGGACCAACAAGUGGGAGCCCUUCACUGAGUUCCCCCAGGAGAGGAGCUCCAUCAACCUGGUCAGCAGUGGAGGUGCUCUGUAUGCCGUGGGAGGCUUCGCCAUGGUUCAGGUGGAGAAUAAAGAGUGUGCCCCCACAGAGGUCACCGAUAUCUGGCAGUAUGAGGAGGACAAGAAGCAGUGGUGCGGGAUGCUGAGAGAGAUGCGCUAUGCCUCUGGGGCUUCCUGCGUCUCCAUGCGCCUCAACCCCAUCAAGAUGCCCAAGCUCUAAGCACCGCACCCUGAACUCAAUGCCCAGAAUUCACUGUCCAGAGCCUCUUACUACUGUUAGAUAUGCUUAUUUAUUAAAGCAUGGACCAUUAGAUACUGUACCAGCAAAGGACAGUUUUAAGCAAGAUUUUUUCAAACGGAGUCAGCUUUCUAUAGUUAGAUAACACCACAUGAA
Molecule: messenger RNA, 2315 nt
Organism: Scleropages formosus (Asian bonytongue)
Lineage: Eukaryota; Metazoa; Chordata; Actinopteri; Osteoglossiformes; Osteoglossidae
Gene: klhl41a
Product: kelch-like family member 41a
Exons: 6
Coding region: 321-2141 (606 amino acids)
Molecular function (GO): protein binding
Source: RefSeq, a predicted model, not a curated record